GGGAAGAUGUUCUAUUUCAAUUCCUCAUCCUUAUUAGCACAAAGCACAAGAUUAACCACAAUGGAAGCCAUUAGGAUUUCCAAGAAGUAUGGAGGGCUUAUUUUCUUUGACCUCAACCUCCCAUUACCUCUGUGGAAAUCCAGAACUGAAACCAAUUUGUUCAUCGAAGAAGCAUGGAACGCUGCAGAUAUCAUUGAAGUAACAAAACAGGAGCUAGAAUUCUUGUGUGGGAUAGAGCCCACUGAGAAAUUUGAUACAAAAGACAACGAGAAAUCCAAAUUCACCCACUAUAAGCACGAGGUGGUGAAACAGCUAUGGCAUGAUGAUCUCAAAGUUCUAUUUGUGACAAAUGGAACUUCUAAGGUGCAUUAUUACACCAUAAAUGAUAACGGUUUUGUUCGUGGAAUGGAAGAUGCUCCUAUCACUCCUUUCACGAGCGAUAUGUCGGUAUCUGGGGACGCUCUUGUUGCAGGUCUCAUGAGAAUGCUUACAGUACAGCCACAUCUAAUCACCAACAAGGGGUAUUUAGAACACAUGAUUAAGUAUGCAAUUAAUUGUGGAGUCAUAGAUCAGUGGUUGCUGGCCAGACUUGUGGGAUUUCCUCCCAAAGAGAGUGUGGAUCCCUCUGCUGCUGCAACUGGAAGCAGAUAUGUUUCAAUUUCAGAGCAGGAAUUCAGAACUGUAGAUGAAGCAGUAGAGGAUAUGAAAACUCCAUUAAUCUGAGAAAGUUUUAUGCACAUUACCACUCAAAUUCCUCUGUAUUUAUACAUCUAACACCUAUACUUCAAUUUUCACACAUAUGCCACUUAAUGGUGGUAUUUUUUAUGUGAUAUGAAAGGUGUGGGGGGUAUAAAUGUUCACAUUGGGAUUUAGGUUUUAGAGAUGUGGGAAUUGGGUGGUAUUUAUGUAAAUGCCCCAUCAAUCUAAUCUCAUUGUGCUUUCAGAUUGACUGCUCUUAUAGGAGGUAAGUGUAUUA
Messenger RNA from Phalaenopsis equestris, 976 nucleotides. Its product is annotated as fructokinase-like 2, chloroplastic. Gene Ontology annotation, cellular component: chloroplast nucleoid. The record is from RefSeq and is a predicted model, not a curated record. NCBI's taxonomy places the organism in Eukaryota, Viridiplantae, Streptophyta, Magnoliopsida, Asparagales, Orchidaceae. Gene Ontology annotation, biological process: etioplast organization; chloroplast organization; plastid transcription.